GAGCUUGAAGCGGCCGGUGAUUGUAUAGAAGCGCCGUUAAAAGUUCUCCGGCGGUGCAGUUCCAGUGCUUUGUGGUUAGAAAAUAGCAUUGUGUGGUGAAGGGAUUCAAAAUACAACGUAAUACAACGGGAGGGUUUUGGGGUUUUUUUUUGCAUCAAGAUCAUGGACAACCAUCAUCAUUUAUUCCCACUCUUUUCCUGGGCAUUGUUACGUACGCUGAAGGCCUGACCCGUCUGUCUGCGAUUAUGACAAUGUUCUGAUCGCGUGUUCUGUGUUUUUGUGUGAGUGCGUGUGUGUGUUUGCGUGUUUUACAAAGAGGAGGAAUCUUCUUAGACUCCCAUUGUCACACGGGCCAUCCCGUUAGCAUGCGAUUCUUACACAGUGAAGUCCCUCCUUUGGUCAUACACCCCAUUGCUGCACAUCGUUUCAACGCCACAUCUUCAAAUAUUAGUGCGGGCAUACAUAAUUUUUUUCCUUAGUGAUUCUGAUCUGCCAAAGUCAUUCUGUUGCGCCGGUUCUCCUUACGCGUCCAAAUACGCGCCAAAAUUGCAAAAGUGUUGCACAGGCGAGCAAUAACCGCGCUAAUUAGGAUACAUUUCGAAUUAUACUUAUCGUAAUUUAAUAUUGUUUACAGUCGAGUGAGUUGUAUUUGAUGAUGCCGCGACAUUUCAACUGAAGGAGAGAUUCGAUGUUUGCCAUACCCAUUCGGAUGUUCCCUGAUUGUUCUGCUUAGUGGCUGUUUCAAUUGGUUUUGUAUGUGUGUGCUCACGUUGAUUUUUUUUCGUGACUGAAUUCGUUGCUGUCGUUGUGUUCUUUUUUUAUAUCAUUCUUAAUUUUGCAUCCAUAUUCUUGCCUGCUACAUUGGGCUGAACAAUAUAUGGAUUGAAUCCAUUCAGCGAUGUGCUCGAGCCUUAAUGCGGGCACAAAGCGCUAUGGUUUUGUGGUUUGUCCAAGUGAGAUAAGGGGAAGUUGUUUUGUUCUCCAUUUUGAUUUCUUCGUCGCGCGUCGCUGUUAGACCAAGGAUAAUGUAUUUAGAAGGUUGAUUUUUAUCGCUUUUGCUGGGCGACAUUGUGGGGGACAUCUGUCAUUCUCUGCAUACAAAUUUCAUUACCCUGCACCAGCCCUCCCCGAUUUUUAUACCGGAGCCCCCGGAAGAGAAAUGUCAAGUCGAGAAAUGUCAUUUUGCUCUGAACAACUUCACCUUGUCAUUUAUAACACCUUGUGUUAGACCGGGUUUUAGCGAUUGUUUUUCACAUCCAGGAAAUAAAUGUAAACCUGGCAUUAUUUGCGACACAUGUGAUUUUUUUGUUGGUAAAAAAUAACAGAUAUUAACCCAUUUGAUUAACAAUCAGCAAAUAAUGCUUCAAAAUCUGUGAUAAAAGUUCGUGAAAUUGUUUUGUCCCAGAAAAUCGAAGGACCUUCCUGAGACCGUUGAGCUUAAAAUCCAUAUCAUUGUAGUAUACAUUGAAGCUAUUUUAUAUUGUACUGUAAACAUUUGAUGUAUAAACUUAAUUGUAACGCUGCACUCGUACACAGUUGCUACGGGAUCGGUUUUGGUCAUUUUUCCGAUUUAUUUUUGUUGUUUCUCAUUUUUUUUAUAGUUUCAACGAUUGAUUUGGUUUACCCAGAAAUGUUAGACUUUUGGUAUCGAAUUGCAAUGGGAAGAUUCCAAUAAAUAGUGGGAACGAGCCAAAAAUAUGUUUUAACAUUAUCAUUGUUUUGUUUGUUUGAUUUAUCUUUUUAUGUGGUGUGUUUGCUCGUGUAAUCCUGCGAUACCCUCCAGAACAGGAUGAGCCAAGCAGCUGAAGGGAGUGAUACCGGUAACGGUGUACCAUCGUCACCGAUAGCCAGAAGUGUGGCCGAGUCCAGUGCAACCCCUUGGCGUCCGAUGACGUUUCCGGACUUGCGUGGGUUCCCCGCCGCACAGCAGCUGUACGGUUUGCCGGUUCCGAUCGAUUUGAGCUUCCUACGCUCACCUGUCAGCAGUGAUGAGGGGGCAUCGGGACAGCCGUGGCAGCAGCAGCAGCAUGCCGACUUACCGUCCCAGGUACUUUUACCCACUUUCCAGGUUUCUAUUUUCGAUAGAAUUGCACGCUUUCGAAAACAUCAACCGUAUAACGAUUCUCAAACGUUGCAGGUAAUUACACCUCGGGAGGACGAGCUGGUGCGCUGGUGGUUGCGUGUUUUACAAAGAGGAGGAAUCUUCUUAGACUCACAUUGUCACACGGGCCAUCCCGUUAGCAUGCGAUUCUUACACAGUGAAGUCCCUCCUUUGGUCAUACACCCCAUUGCUGCACAUCGUUUCAACGCCACAUCUUCAAAUAUUAGUGCGGGCAUACAUAAUUUUUUUCAUUAGUGAUUCUGAUCUGCCAAAGUCAUUCUGUUGCGCCGGUUCUCUUUACGCGUCCAAAUACGCGCCAAAAUUGCAAAAGUGUUGCACAGGCGAGCAAUAACCGCGCUAAUUAGGAUACAUUUCGAAUUAUACUUAUCGUAAUUUAAUAUUGUUUACAGUCGAGUGAGUUGUAUUUGAUGAUGCCGAGACAUUUCAACUGAAGGAGAGAUUCGAUGUUUGCCAUACCCAUUCGGAUGUUCCCUGAUUGUUCUGCUUAGUGGCUGUUUCAAUUGGUUUUGUAUGUGUGUGCUCACGUAGAUUUUUUUUCGUGACUGAAUUCGUUGCUGUCGUUGUGUUCUUUUUUUAUAUCAUUCUUAAUUUUGCAUCCAUAUUCUUGCCUGCUACAUUGGGCUGAACAAUAUAUGGAUUGAAUCCAUUCAGCGAUGUGCUCGAGCCUUAAUGCGGGCAAAACAAAGCGCUAUGGUUUUGUGGUUUGUCCAAGUGAGAUAAGGGGAAGUUGUUUUGUUCUCCAUUUUGAUUUCUUCGUCGCGCGUCGCUGUUAGACCGGGUUUUAGCGAUUGUUUUUCACAUCCAGGAAAUAAAUGUAAACCUGGCAUUAUUUGCGACACAUGUGAUUUUUUUUUUGGUAAAAAAUAACAGAUAUUAACCCAUUUGAUUAACAAUCAGCAAAUAAUGCUUCAAAAUCUGUGAUAAAAGUUCGUGAAAUUGUUUUGUCCCAGAAAAUCGAAGAACCUUACUGAGACCGUUGAGCUUAAAAUCCAUAUCAUCGUAGUAUACAUUGAAGCUAUUUUAUAUUGUACUGUAAACAUUUGAUGUAUAAACUUAAUUGUAACGCUGCACUCGUACACAGUUGCUACGGGAUCGGUUUUGGUCAUUUUUCCGAUUUAUUUUUGUUGUUUCUCAUUUUUUUUAUAGUUUCAACGAUUGAUUUGGUUUACCCAGAAAUGUUAGACUUUUGGUAUCGAAUUGCAAUGGGAAGAUUCCAAUAAAUAGUGGGAACGAGCCAAAAAUAUGUUUUAACAUUAUAAUUGUUUUGUUUGUUUGAUUUAUCUUUUUAUGUGGUGUGUUUGCUCGUGUAAUCCUGCGAUACCCUCCAGAACAGGAUGAGCCAAGCAGCUGAAGGGAGUGAUACCGGUAACGGUGUACCAUCGUCACCGAUAGCCAGAAGUGUGGCCGAGUCCAGCGCAACCCCUUGGCGUCCGAUGACGUUUCCGGACUUGCGUGGGUUCCCCGCCGCACAGCAGCUGUACGGUUUGCCGGUUCCGAUCGAUUUGAGCUUCCUACGCUCACCUGUCAGCAGUGAUGAGGGGGCAUCGGGACAGCCGUGGCAGCAGCAGCAGCAGCAUGCCGACUUACCGUCCCAGGUAAUUACACCUCGGGCAGACGAGCUGGUGGAAGCCGAUGUCAGUGGUGCUCCAGUGGCUCCAAUGAGAAUUAAAUCCGCUGGGCUGGUCCCGAGAGCUAGUGGCGCCGUAGCGGUAGUGGAACCGUAUCAACACGAGACCGGGUCUGAUGAUGAAGCAAACGAACAAGACUCGUCGGAAUUGGACGACGUUAUGAUUCCCGCAUGUCCAACUGCUAUUAGCGCACCGAUAUUUUUGCAACCCGAAAAUGAGGAAGCAAAUAUGACAGCAUUCAAUGGUGCUGCAUCGAUUGCUAACCCGUGCUGGCCACCGCUGCAUGAGCAUACGGAACAGCCCGACCAGCAACUAUCCGUCGAUGUUCCAAUCAUAGUUAAACUAAUCGGUAGAGCAGGAUCGUACAGUUCACUGUACGCGAUUUGGUACGCUCAAUUGGGAAGCCACGAUAUCAUGGAGCGUAUCCCGGAUUGCGUCAUAUUUGACCCAGAGCUGCCACCGGAUCACCAGGGACCCCCACCGAUACUUACAUCGCUUUUGCUGCAACGCAGAAUGUCGACUGGCGAGCUGGUGACGGUUCCGUAUGGCCCGAAGCAGAUGCCUGGCCAUUCGAUUGAAUAGGAUGUGCCCACGAAAACGGUGCAGCUAUCGGUAAACCAAACCUACCCUUGUUUGUACCCUUAUUGGAGAAAGUGGACCAAUUUUGAGGAUUAAUUUUACUUUAAUACAAUGUAUUUUGGUAAAAAAUCAUUUAAACGUUAAACAUUUGUACGACUAUAUUUUGUACUAAUAUUUGAAGUCAAUAAAGAAAACAAUAUUUUUGAAGAGUUCAUACCGCAUAACAAAGACAUGAUAUAUGUUUCCUUUAUUCCUUCGGCAUACUCUCCCUAAAUGGUCGACUGUUUGCAUUAAACCACGUGCCGUCUUCAGUAU
Messenger RNA from Anopheles coluzzii, 4644 nucleotides. RefSeq lists its product as uncharacterized. The record is from RefSeq and is a predicted model, not a curated record. Lineage: Eukaryota; Metazoa; Arthropoda; Insecta; Diptera; Culicidae. The transcript is spliced from 2 exons. Bases 3457 to 4332 code for a protein of 291 amino acids.